AUGCCUUUGGAGAUGAGUUCUCCGACCUUCUUUCUGCGUGCCCUUUUCACUCUUUUGAUCGUAAAUAUCGACUCAGCCUGGGCUGAAGAGGUGGCUCAACGUGCAGACAACUGGCCUGCACCUCCAGUGGUGAACAAACCACUGCUAGCAAUUCAAAUCGGAAGCAUUGUGGGCGCCUACGUGAUCUUCGUUGCUCUUCUUCUCGCUCUGCUUAUCUUUGUCGGACGUCGUCUCCGUCAAUCGGUUCAGUCUUCCAACUAUACUCUGCAUAUGGAAAUGCUGAAGCCUGUCAGACCGCCUGUCAGCAUGGAUCCCAGCCCAGUAUCCCCCAUGUCGCACAACCUUCCCAGUCCCAAAUCCGGUGGAUUCAAGUCCUGGGGGUCACUACACAGAAGUGCCAGACCCUCCCAGCCAUCUGUUAACGGCAGCAUGUUGACCAUCGACCAAUCAAUCGUCGCAACCGACCGGCAAAGAGCCCAGGACGAGAUGGAGAUGUUGUAUGCUGCUGUCAUGGAGCACGAUGCCCAAAAGGCAUCUGGUAUCGACUUGCCCAUGAGAGAACCGGAGUAUCAGACACGGUCCCCAGAUAGCCAAAUCACCAAUCCAUUCACGGACCGUGGCUCCCACGGAUCGGACCACUCCCUGGCUCCGCUGAAGUCGCCGACCAAGGGCUUCAACAGUUCUCGUCUCUCCAAGCUCUUCAAUUCAGGAUCCCGCGCAAGUCCUGAGCCAAGCAAAGUCCGCUCACCUCGCUUGGCAAUUCGGAAGCUCCCAAUCUCAUCUCCACUGGCUUCCCCAGCGCCGGCAACACCUCAGGCGUAUAUUCCCGAAAACCCCCCUCUCUCCCCACGGAUCUACAACCCUGGCCCACCACCAACGGUGCCCCGGUUACAGAUUGAGCCUCCAGUCAUGCCUGCUCCAGGUCGUUCACGGCCACCGGCGCCUUUGACUCUGGGUCCUGCUGCCUCUGCAUCGCCAUCAUCUUCUCUGCCUUUCCGUGAGGCAUAUCCACAGCAGAGUGCCCCGGCAACUAAGACCACAUUCCUUGAGCGACCUUCAAAGCACCGAGCAGGUCCGGUGACGGGUAUGCCUACGCCGUACAGUCCUUAUAUGCCGUUUACUCCUGUGACACCGUUUACACCCGGGCGCACCGUAACAAAGCGGCAGCGCAAGCGUGAGGAGCGAGGAAAUGGGCUGCAGGUUCUGAAUGAGGAUGACUUGGUUAAGAAUGACGACGAUAUCUGGGGUUGA
Molecule: messenger RNA, 1251 nt
Organism: Penicillium salamii
Lineage: Eukaryota; Fungi; Ascomycota; Eurotiomycetes; Eurotiales; Aspergillaceae
Source: the annotation of a GenBank genome assembly